Gambusia affinis (western mosquitofish) is the source of this 2669-nucleotide messenger RNA. RefSeq names its product gastrula zinc finger protein XlCGF52.1-like. Lineage: Eukaryota; Metazoa; Chordata; Actinopteri; Cyprinodontiformes; Poeciliidae. Gene Ontology annotation, molecular function: RNA polymerase II cis-regulatory region sequence-specific DNA binding; DNA-binding transcription factor activity. The record is from RefSeq and is a predicted model, not a curated record. Gene Ontology annotation, biological process: regulation of transcription by RNA polymerase II. The transcript is spliced from 2 exons. The coding region runs from base 376 to 1584 and encodes 402 amino acids.
AGGCUAAUAUGACCCGCUCCCUACCGGAAGUUAUUGUCUCCUAGGAGCAGAUGCUAUUGAGCAAAAAAAGUAUUGUUUCCUUUACCCAGUUUACGUUUUCAUGUGUUGUCAACCUUUUAGAGUCUUUUUAACAUGCUUUGAAAACCACAGGGGGUUUUAUCGUCUGUGAGGAGUAUUUAUUUAUUUUUGUUGUUUGUCUUGGUUUUCUCUCGGGAGCAACAGAAGCUCUGAGUGUUAGCAUCUUCCGUUAGCUGGAAACAGACAGUCAGCGAUUCAGAGGCGCUUUGGUCGAGAACAGACCGUUUCUGAUGGAGUGUAAGCAGAGAAAGGUUUCUGCUGUGACCGGGUGAAAGCUUAAAAAAAUGAAGCGGAACAAUGGAGGAACCGACACACAGUGAGCAGAUGGACUCCGACUUUCGUGAUGUCCAGCAGCUGACGGUGGUUAAAGAAGAGCUUCCUCUUGAGGAGGAGAACUGCGGUCCCAGACCAGACCAGGAGAACCAGAAGCCUCCACAGAUUAAAGAGGAGCAGGAAGAGAAUGAGAUCACAGAGUUCAUAUUUGAUCCUGUAACUAUAAAAAAUGAAGACGACGAAGAGAAACCUCAGCUCUCAGAGCUUUAUUACGACCAGACGGAGCUGAACAGAGACGAUACAGGAGCAGAACCAGAUGAAUGUUUGGAAACUGACGAGGAAGACAAAGCAUCGGGUUCGUCAGAGACGGACGUCAGUGAUGGGAACUGGGAGGAGAGCAGCGAAACUGAAUCUGGUUCAGACUCUGUGAGAAACAACAAAUCUGUAGGUGAUGGAAACUGUGAGAGAGAUGGCAAGCUUCACAUCUGUGGUGAAUGUAGUAAAGCAUUCAAACGCAGAUCAUGUUUGGUACGACACAACAGAAUCCACACAGGAGAGAAACCCUUCAGCUGUUCCAUCUGUAGCAAAUCGUUCACAUGGAAACGAGGCUUGGUUAUACAUAUGAGAACGCACAGUGGAGAAAAACCUUUCAGCUGCUCGGUCUGUGGUCAAAGGUUCUCCAGAAAGGAGUCUGUGACCUCUCACAUGAGAUGUCACUCUUCUGAAAAACCUUUCAGCUGUUCCGUUUGUGGGAAGAAGUUCAACAGGAAGGAAAAUGUUAUUCGGCACAUGAGAUGUCACACUGAAGAAAAGCCGUUCAGUUGCUCCAUUUGUGGGCAAAAGUUUGGCAGGAAGGAAAGUUUAAGCUAUCACAUGACGCAUCACACUACAGAGAAACCCUACAGCUGUUCUGUCUGUAACAAAGCCUUUGCUCUGAAAGUAACUUUGAUGGAACAUACGAGAUUUCACACCGAGGACAGACCAUUCAGCUGCUCUGUCUGUAAAACUGCUUUUAAAAGAAAAGCCUAUCUGACAGAGCACAAAAAAAUUCACACUGGAGAGAAACCUUUCAGCUGUUCAGUUUGCGGCAGAAGCUUCCGUCAGUCUAACAGCCUGAAGCGCCACAUGAGAAGUCACACAGAAGAAAAACCUUUCAGCUGCCCCGUCUGUCAGGCAACAUUCAAAUGGAAAAGUGCUUGUGUAAAACACGUAAAAAAUCACACAGGUGAAUAACCAGUGAAGUAGAGAUGCAGUGUCUUGCAAAUGUAUUCAUACCUAUUAACAUUUUCCACAUUUUCUAAUUCUACAACAACAAACAGCAGUCCAGGGUUUUCAUUAAACCAACAAAAAGUAGUGAAUAAUGGUGUGGUGGGAGGAGAAUGAUUGUUUUUCAGUAUCAUUUUAUCAGUUAUUGCGGUUGAUGGUAUUCAUCACUACUAUGGGUGGAACAAGCAGUGAUUAGGUUUUUAUGUUUAUGAGAUCUGUUUCAGACGAUGUUUGGAAGAUGGAUGGACAAAAAUUGUGGCUGUGGGAUGGAGGUGCAUCACUCAGCAAAUCUAAAUAUUAUUUAAAAAGUUUAUUUCAGUGACUUAACUCUAAAUGAAACACACUAUAUAAAUUAAUUACACACAGACAAAUGUUUUUAAACUUUUAUUUCUUAAUUAGAAUGAUUUUUUACUUUAAACUAAUGAAAAUGCAGCAUUUCAGAUUAAAAUACUACAUUAAAUCAACAGAAACACUUUUAAAACAGAAAUGUUGUAACAAAUUAUGUUUAAUUUCGGAUUAAAGGUUGUUUUCAAGGCAUACUUUAAUCUGACAGACGAGCCUCAUAGUAAAUAGACAGUUUUAUGGCUGAUUACCAAUUUUAGCUGAUGCCAAUGUUUGUUGUCUGAAAAGUAGCUAAAUGUAACAAAAAAAAUUUUGAUUCAGUGGUGUUGCUGCAGGAAAGUAGCCAAAAAUGCAGGACAGUAAAACAGAAAGGCUAGAGUUGUAAAGGCUUUACAUUGUUGUAAUGUUUCAAAGUGUCCCGGUGAAAAUUCAGACAUAGGGUUAACUGAGAAUGUGUGGUGAGAGUUGAAAAUUAAGGUUCUCUGUCCAAUCUUACAGAGAUGAGCUUUAUUGUUUAACAAUAAAGACUCAUAUUUACUUUACAUAAAAUGCAAGAACAAGCAGAGAUGUUUGUGGUUUCAAAGUAACAAAAAUGUGAAAAAUUCAGGGGUGUGAAUAUUUUUUAUGCAAAGUGUAACAAUUUGCCCUGUUUGGAUUUUGUUGUGACUCUUUAAUGGAUGUGUAGAAUUAAAUAAACUCUGCUGCAUGUC